Messenger RNA from Setaria italica (foxtail millet), 2320 nucleotides. RefSeq names its product pentatricopeptide repeat-containing protein At5g47360-like. Lineage: Eukaryota; Viridiplantae; Streptophyta; Magnoliopsida; Poales; Poaceae. Gene Ontology annotation, molecular function: protein binding. Bases 39 to 1466 code for a protein of 475 amino acids. The transcript has a single exon. The record is from RefSeq and is a predicted model, not a curated record.
CCCCCAUUCUCCGCCAUCUCCGUCCGAACCACCACCAAAUGCCACCACGCGCGUCGCCCCUCCUCCUCCGCCGCCGCCUCUCCACCUGCCCGCCCCACCGCGACCACCCCAAACUCGCCGCGCUGCUGGACGUCCUCACGUCGACGUCGACGUCCCCCACGCCGCUCCCACACGCGCUCUCCCGCGCCUUCCCGUCCCCCUCCGACGCCUUCCCUCUCCGCACGCUGCCCCGCCUCCUCCCGCUGCUCCCCUCCCCGCUUCUCUCCCUUCGUUUCCUCCUAUGGCGCCUGACCCCCUCCUCGCCGCUCCCCUCCCCGCAUGCUCUCUCCUCACUCGCCACCUCUCUCCCCGACCUCUCCUCCUCCGUACCGCUCCUCCUCUCCUCCUCCGCACAGCCCCUCCCACUCCCGCACUACGCCCUCCUACUCAACAUCUCCGCGCACGCCGGCCUCUUCCCCGCCUCCCUCGCCGCCCUGCGCCACAUGCGGUCCUUCGGCCUCGUCCCCGACGCCGCCUUCUUCCACUACGCCCUCCGCGCGGCGGGCUCUGCCUCCGAUGUCUCCGCCGUGCUUGAGAUCAUGGCCGGGUCCGGCGCCUCUCCGACCGUGCCGGUGAUCGUGACCGCGGUGCAUAAGCAGGCGUCCGCUGGGAACUUUGAGAGCGCCCGCCGGCUGAUCGAUAAAAUGCCGGAGUUCGGGUGCGUGCCCAAUGCUGUGGUUUACACCGCAUUGCUCGAUGGGAUGUGCAGUUUAGGGAACGUGGAUGGCGCGCUGAGGUUGAUCGAGGAGAUGGAGAGCAGCGGUUUGGAUGCAAAUUGUGCACCCAACGUGGUGACCUAUACAUGUUUGGUGAAAUGCCUCUGUGGGAAUGGGAGGGUGGCGGAGGCGCUUGGCGUGCUGGAUAGGAUGGCAGAGAGAGGGGUGAUGCCAAACCAGGUUUUUGUGCGGACACUGGUCGAAGGGGUUUGCACAGAGCGGAGGGUGGCUGACGCAUAUGAUGUGGUCGAGCGUGUGAUCGGUGAUGGGGGCGUGUCGAGCGGGCAGUGCUACAAUGUUUUACUCAUUUGCUUGUGGAGGGUUGACAUGACACCUGAAGCUGAAGGACUGGCGCAGAGGAUGAUGAAGAAAGGGGUGCAGUUGACCCCGCUUGCUGGCAGUUCAAUGGUGAGGGAGCUCUGUGUGAGGAAGAGGUCGCUGGAUGCUUGCCACUGGUUGAGAAUGAUGGAGGAGAGUGGCGUGCUGUGUGACUCUGACGUGUACGGAACUCUGUUGCUUGGUCUGUGUGAGGAAGGGCAUGUCCAUGAGGCAUCAGCAUUGGGGAGGAAGGUUGUGGAGAGGGACAUCCACGUAGAAGCAUCUUGUACUGAACGUUUAGUGGAGUUGCUGAAGCAAUAUGGUGAUGAGGAGCUAGCAUCUCAUUUAUUAGGAUUGAAACAGUGCGCUGGAGGGUUGUCAUUGUCAUUGUAAGCAAUGUGCAUUCUUCCCAACCCUCAUGCGUGAGAACGCCAAGAACAGUGCUUCACAGUCUUGUUGGGAAUUUGCCUGAGAACAGCUUCAACAAAUUGGAUUGGUGCAGUCAUGAUGCUACGUUUAGACUGUUGCUUGAUACAGCAUGGAACAGAAUUCAAACAAAGUGCUGCUGAAUUACUUGCUUCUUUUGAAUGAAAUUGCUGAAGAACAUCAUGUAGAUCCAGAGGACGCUUGGCGUCUUGUAAACUACCAUUUUGAUCACUUCUCAGGUACAUCACCUUGUCUCCCAGGCUGAUGACAUGCUUGGGCAAGUGCUGUGCCUGUCAGUCAAACAUGUUAGAUCUGUUUUAUGAACUUGCAACCCUAGGAAGUUUUGUACAAUGGUGCUAAAGUUAUUUUACAUGAUACGUGCUCAAGCACCUACUCUGGUAUGUUGUAACUUUUUCGAAUUACUCUCAGUUUUUGCUGUCCCCUUUUCUGAAGGAACAGAAAAGAGAGCUUGCUUUAUCAAUUUCUUGCAACCUGUUUGUAUUAUUAAGCACAGCCUGCACAUAAAUUUUGCCCACAUUGCUUUUCAGGAACAUUUAGUUGAAGUGAGACUGAGAGUUGCAUGUACAUAAAUGUUCGACUGGAAGCAGCGGUCAAGUGGGAGUGCUUUCACAUAAACCGUACUGCAGAGGCUGCAUUCACUAGCAGUAUUCAAGUUCAGGACCAUUCUGACUUGCAAGUUGCAACCGGAAUAUGACCUGUUGCUGGGAUUUUGCUGACGGGAAGACAGUGAGGCAUUAAACUCUGAAGAAAAUUGGCGUUUCAGGAGAACUUUGACAUCUGCUGAGAUAAAAAGUCACGUA